Fusarium oxysporum Fo47 is the source of this 912-nucleotide messenger RNA. RefSeq lists its product as uncharacterized. Bases 1 to 912 code for a protein of 303 amino acids. NCBI's taxonomy places the organism in Eukaryota, Fungi, Ascomycota, Sordariomycetes, Hypocreales, Nectriaceae. The transcript has 6 exons. The record is from RefSeq and is a predicted model, not a curated record.
AUGUAUUGGGUGGAACCCGGAGUAGAGUGCUCUACAUGUUUACGCUGUCAACAAGCGGACCGGUCAAAUGAACGUAAAUAUCGCGAUGAACCAUUCAAAAAGAGAAAUAGGCAAGCUACAAUUGAAGUUGCAGAAAGUGUGUCGGACUCUAGCCCAGAUGUGAAUAUCGAACGCAUGGUUACCAGCCCUCACAAAUAUCCAAGUCCUGGAUGGCUCGGUACCUCCAGCUACCAGACACUCUUUGAUCACAUUCCAAUCAGGGACUAUGACCCUUGGAAACUGUCGCCACCAUGGCAAACAUGUCUCAUGGCUAAGCUGGUGGACCAAAUGCAGCGGCUAUUGUCGUUAUCAUCCUGUUACUCCAUGCUUCAACAAUGGCCGGCCCAAGAUACCAACUUGGCGCUAGCAGGCAUCGUCGUGGAUAACUGUGUCGAAACUAUGCAACAUCUCUUCCAAGAAAACCCUGAAACAUCUAUCAAUAAUGUUGAAACGGCCAAGCUACUCUUUGCCAAGAGCGUCCGUCCCAUAACCACAGAUUCAGCAGCUACUCUAGAAGAUCACGCCUCCCAAUUCUGGCAGAAAAGUGCUCGAUGGGAGACUCUCGGCCUAUUUUCAACGGCGGUAUCAAGAGCAGCUAUUGACAUGAGUGACGCUCAAGGUUCAUGCAAAGCCAAUAUGACGUGUUGUGGCCUCUCGCGACUAGCCAUGCAACUCUCAGAUACAUUCCUCGACAUUGCGGUUUCACUUGAUUGCUUGAAUGGCUUCCAUUCUUGGAAAAGGCUCGGAGAUGUUAUAAGCGCUCUAUUCGCUCUAAGUUUCAAACAUGCUACUGGUGGACUUGACAACAACAAGCGUAGCGGCCUUGGGCGCGCCUUGGUCGAAGGGUCGAGAAGAAGUGGAACGAAUGUUUGA